UGUUCUGUUAGUCAGUCGUUCACCACGCACCCGGUCGGCAUGCCCAACGUCGCGUAACCUGUCCAUACGGUUAUAUUCAUUAAACACACACACACCAAAACAUUCAGUCCGGUCGCGCAGUCAUCAGGUGCACACCUGCCGCCGCAUCCUAUUCAAACUCGUGUGUUUGUUAUCCAUUUUGGCGCCGAAUUUUAUUUUUUGGAUUAUUUUGCCAUCGUUAUACUUAACCCUAUACCGGUGCCGACAAAUUGCUCGAGGAACAUAAAUAAGAAGAACACGCCGGGACUUACAGAGACUCUCGAUUACGAAGGAAAAAAAGUCGCACCAAAAGGACUAGGCCAUUUCAACAGUGUUUAUGAUAUGGUAAUAAUUAAAACAGAAAACUGAGUAACAUCGAGGACCAUCAAAAGGUCAUGUGUACGACCAGUGGCGGUGACGCCAAUAAUCAAAAUACUAUGCAAGAAAACUCUGUAACCACUGUGUACAACGGUGACCAAACCAUGAACGAUCAUCUCAGGUUAUCACCUUCUACGUCCUCCAAUGGUGAUAGUGGUUUAGACAACUCAAAUACCUCAUCGUCCGCUGGUGACGCAAAACUUAUCAUAGAUGUACCAGACUUUUCCAAAGAUUUGGAAUCACCUCGUACGGGUAUUGAUAACCCAAGCUUUGAGACUGACAAGUCCGAUUUACCAAAACCUCAUACUAAUGGAGUUAAUGGACAUAAUGGUACCGUUCAACAAGAGAACGGAAAAUUAGAUAAAGAAAAAAUGGCUGAAGCCGUAAAUUUAGAACUGAUUAAUAUGAAACCGUUUGGUAAAAAUAUGAACGGCAAUGGCAUUAGCGUCCCCUCUAAAAAGAAAAAAGAGACUGCAGUUAACAUGAAUGAUUCUUACGAUGACUAUUUCAUUCCCGUCAACGAGCAUAAAAAAUACAUAAGGGGUGGAGAAAAAUUAUAUGUAACCAAAGAUAAGAGAGACCUUAAUCAAUCUAAAAAACCAUUUAUUUGUUGGGUUUUUGGAUUAAUUUUAUUGGCCGCAGCAGUCAUUGUAGCAAUUUUAGCUUCAACUGGAGUUAUCUUUAACAACGAAACUGCUGUGGAAAGUCGCAAUUUCCCUGACAACGAAAGAAUUGCUGGAAUUGGAAAUCAUCCCAUUCAAUUUUCUUCAGUUAGUCCACCACCUAAUUCCAAUGGCCAUAUUCCUUUUAGUCCUCCAACCACAGAUAUGUCUACAUUGUACGUUCCAAGAGCUAUACAAGGUGUAAUUGCCAUAGAUAAUAUGGAUUUUACUCCUAGUUUAGCUAAUAAAUCUUCACCAGAAUUUAAAACAUUAGCUAGUUCAAUAGAAAGUGAGCUUAAAAGAGCUUUGUUUGAAAAAGAAAUUUUUAAUACAGAUUCUGAUGCUAUUCAUGUAAAAGUUAUUGAAUUUGCACGUGGAAGUGUAGUAGCAAUAUACAGAAUAGGAUGGGAAAAUAACGAUGGUGAUAUGCCUGACCCUAUCACUGUUGAAUCACUAAAAGAUCGUUUAGAUAGCCACUUACGAGAAAGUGAUGGAUUUUUGUACAACUAUAGAAUACCUGUACAUAGAUUACAUUCAGAACAUGUUACGGAUAGAUGCAAAACUGAUAACGCAAAAUGUUCUCAUUACUGUACAUAUGAUUAUUUGAAAUUAGAUUUUGUAUGUUCUUGUCCUUCUGAACUUAUCUUAGCUGAAAAUUUAAGGGAUUGUAGAAGAAAAAGUGCAACUGAUUUUGUCGGUGAUAUGGAUGAUGUUAAUUUAUCCGAUACAAAAGUUGAUGUAAGUUCUGACCAAGACAAUCAUUCUAGUUCUGAACCAAAACCAGAGCCUAAAUCUGAACCUGAACCUGAAACAAAAUCAGAGCCAGAACCUGAAACAAAAUCAGAACCAGAAUCUAAUGAUGAGCAUAAACUAGAAGAAGAACUUCAUUCAUUACCAGAAGUGAAUGCUGAACCUGAACCAAGUGCUACCCCAGAAACGAAAGCAGAACCUGAACCCAGUUCUUUAUCAGAAGUAAAUGCUGAACCUGAACCCGAAACAAAAUCAGAACCAGAACCUAAUGUUGAGCAAAAUCUUGAAGAAGAACCUUAUUCAUCACCAGAAGUGAAUGCUGAACCUGAACCAAGUUCUACCACAGAAACGAAACCAGAACCAGAACCAAGUUCUUCACCAGAAGUGAAUGCUGAACCUGAACCAAGUUCUACCCCAGAAACAAAAGCAGAACCAGAACCCAGUUCUAUCCCAGAAACGAAAGCAGAACCAGAACCCAGUUCUUCACUAGAAGUGAAUGCUGAACCUGAACCAAGUUCUACCCCAGAAACAAAAGCAGAACCAGAACCCAGUUCUUCACCAGAAGUGAAUGCUGAACCUGAACCAAGUUCUACCCCAGAAACAAAAGCAGAACCAGAACCCAGUUCUUCACCAGAAGUGAAUGCUGAACCUGAACCAGGUUCUACCCCAGAAACAAAAACAGAACCAGAACCCAGUUCUUCACCAGAAGUGAAUGCUGGACCAGAACGAACUAGUUCUUCGUCUGAUGUGAAAAUUGAACCUGAACCAGCGCCUAAAGCGAAUAUAGAACCCAACUCUAACGCAGAACCAGAACCUAAUUCUGAGCCUGAAACAAGUUCAAAACCAGAGACAAGCUUGACGCAAGAAAUCGAAAAAAAACCAGAACCAAAUUCGUCAUCAUAUGUUAAAGUCGAACCAGAGCCUAGUUCUACUUCAGAAUCAAAAGCAGAGCCAGAACUUAGUUCUUUAUCUGAAGUAAAUGCUGAACCUGUACCAAGUAUUACAUCUACUUUCGUUUCAAGUUCAAUUUCAGAUGUGAAAAUUCAACAAACACCAAAUAAAGUCUCAGAAAAUUUUGAAUCACUAUCAGACGUUGAUAUAAGCUCAGACAAUAAUCCUAGCGAUGAUAAUGAUAAAUCUACUUUAAAGAAUCCACAAGUAUCAGAUAUUGGUUCAUUUGAUAGAGAAGGCAAAGCUCAUUCGAAUAAUGAAUUUCACCAUGAAAUUAAACCCGAGAUCACUUAUACCAUAUCUACGGAAUCUGAAUUAGAAACUAAAACAGAAUCAAUGAAUAAUGAAAAUAACAAAAACAAUGAAUCUAAAUGGCCAUCUUCUGAAGAAUCUUUAUCGCAUGAAAGCGAAGAAACGACUACAAUAUCUUCAAUUACUGACAACUGGUUAACCAGUUCUCAAUCUAGUAUUUUAAGUCUUCCAAAGCUACCGCAAGACUUAGAACUUUCAGAAAGAGAAAAUGAGCCAACCAAAGAAGAAAUUAAAUCAGAAUCAGAAAUUGGUAAAAACUUACAAGAAGAAUCGGUCACAAAAUUGGGUGAAAUAAAUGCUUCUACAACUAUAAUUGACACAGAGUUAUCAAGUAUACCUUCUGAAAAAAUUCAACCUCUUUCAAUUGAUAAAAAUACUUCUAAUGAUCAAACAGUGCCCGAAAAUGUAAAUAUUAAUAUGUCCUUACAAAGUACUAUGGAUAAUGAAGACAAUUCCGCUGAAGAAAUAAAAGAUCAAAAUUUAGAUGAUUCAUUAAUGCAAAAGUCAGAUUCAAAAAAAAAAGAUAAGAAGACAUCUAAAAAUCCAGAGUUUUAUACAUCUGAAAAUGGUUUUAUGAAAAGAAAUAAAACAAAAACUGAAAAAGAAAAUAAAAAGGCCAAAAUCGAUUAUAUGCUUGAAAUGAUGUCAAAGUCUGGAAAAUGUUCUGAAGGACAAUUGCAGUGUACAAAUGGUACUACUCUCGAUGGAUCUUAUUGUAUAAGCGAGUCUUUAAAAUGCGAUUCUAACAAUGAUUGCUCAGACUAUUCUGACGAGGAAGAUUGUCUCGAAAACUAUUGUUUCCAAAAUUUUCAAUGCAAAAGUGGAGAGUGCUUAAAAAGAAGUUUGGUCUGUGAUGGUAUAAAUGAUUGUGAAGAUGGAAGCGACGAAGAGACAUGUGAAACAUGGAAAUGUAGAGAAGGAGAAAAUCAAUGUACUGGAGGUCAAUGUUUACCUAAAUCGUAUUUCUGUGAUGGAAAGUCACAUUGUAAUGAUCACUCUGAUGAACUAGACUGCAAUAACACAUGUAAUGGUUAUCAAUGCUCAAAUGGUUAUUGUAUUAAAGAAGAAUUACGGUGCAACGGAGUGAGUGAGUGUCCAAAUGGGGAGGAUGAACAAAUGUGUGUGUGUUUUGCUGAUCAAUUUAAAUGUAAUUCAGGAUCGAAUUGUAUUUCAAAAACUCAAGUAUGUGAUGGCAUAGCUCAGUGCUCUGAUCAAAGUGAUGAAUGGCAAUGUAUUCAGUUAGAUGAAUCAAAACUGAUGGCUAAAAAAGAAAGCGAAAUUGCUUUAGAAGUGUGCAACACGAAUUGGUCAAAUGAAUGGAGCGAUUUUGUUUGUCAUAGCUUAGGAUUCUCCGAAUCUAAACAGAUAAAUAGUCAAAAUAAACCAUCUGAAACUCUUAGUUUACGUUUAAAAUUAAAAGACGGCAUUUCCUUAGAUUCUACCAAAAAACUUACUGAUUUCCUAGAACAAACUGAGACACCAUGUGACGGUAUUGUCGAAAUCAAAUGUUCUACUAAACAUCUUUGUGGUGAUUUUGGCGGUAAAGAUCCCCAUUCUAUGGAAAUAUGGCCAUCCGUCACUUAUUUGCAUAAUAUCAAAAAUCAUAAAGCAUGUACAGCUAGCUUAGUUAAAAGAGAUUGGUUAUUAUCAUCUUAUAGUUGUUUGCAUUCUAUUGAUCAAUCAUUAUCGGUGGACCAAUGGGAAGCGGUUGCCAGUAAAACACGUUUAUCUAGUGAUUCAAAUACGAUUAAGAGGGCUGUGGUGAAUAUUGUAAGCCACCCUGGUGUAAAAUUCGAGAAAUUGCGAUUCUUAAACGAUACUGUGUUAGUUAAACUGGUUAGUCCAUAUAAUCUAAGUGAUGAAGUAAACACUGUUUGUCUACCUGAUAAAAUGGCCGAUGAUAAACAACCAUGUGUCACAGCUAGCUGGGCUUACGAAUCUCCGGGUGUAUUCAAACAAUUUUCGAGGAAUUUAGUUGAACCCCUGAUGUCUUCUUCUGUAUGUAAUACAUCAAAAUAUUUCAAUGGCUUUUUGACAGAUCGAGAAAUUUGUGUUGACUCUAAGGAAACAGAAUCUACUCAUAUGGAAAUUGGUGGUCCAUUAAUGUGUUUGGCUGAAAAUGGUUUAUGGCAAUUACAAGGAACUCUUAGUUACAAUGAUAAUCGCGGUCGAUUGUCAAAACCAUUAAUUUAUAAUACAAUUUUUGAUUCUGUUCAAUGGAUUGAAUAUACAAUAAUGUCGGGAAAAGCUUAAUAAUGAUUUAUUCACUGUUAAAAAGCUUUGUGUAAUCCAAGAAAUUUUUGUUGUUAUACAUAGCUUAAAAUAUUUUGAACAUAACGGCUUCCUUAUAAUCAUAAUAUUGUUUUAUCAUAAAUUAACUGUUAACUUUUUUAGAUGCAUAUUUAGUUAUUACUCAAUAUGCUAUGUCUUAUUUUGUAUGAGGUCAUUAUUGUAGUUGCAUAAUAUUUUUAGUCGUUAAAUAGAAGUAUUUUAACAUAAAAAUAGCAAGUUGCCAUAUGCAUUCAAAAAAUGUUUAUGAAUUUUUAAAAAUAUUUUAUCAAUUUCUGUAUAAUACUCCGUCCAACCCUAACUAUUAUUGUAUUAUUAUUAUUAUUAUUAUUAUAUUUUAUUUCUACGAACAUGUUCCUUCGGCCAACCAUUGUCGAUUUUGUGUCUCGUGUGUAUCAUAUUAUUAACACGAUUGAUAAUAAUCAAUUUUUUAUUAAAAAAGAAAAAUUGUUUUAUCUGUACAUUAUUUAUGCCACGAUUUUACACAACUCGCGCGGUACCUUUGCAUGGUCACGCCGAUGAAAUCGCUCGUGAAUUCUAAAAUUUUAUCGUUUUGUUAUAAUAUGUACUUAAUUAUUAUUAUUAACAUUUUCUUUUAGUUGUGCUCAAGAAUAUUAUUAUUAUUAUUAUUGCUACGAUACGUGAUUUAUGUGAUUUGUUUUAAGGUUUGAUGUAUCAAAAUUUAGUUUUAUAUGAAUCAUUUAUAAAAUAAAAGUUAUGUCGUUUUACCGUUGUAUUAUAUACUUAAUGCGUAAAUGCAAGUAAUAAAAUAUGUCCAGUAUAUAAA
This is a messenger RNA of Daktulosphaira vitifoliae (grape phylloxera), 6147 nucleotides long. RefSeq lists its product as uncharacterized. Gene Ontology annotation, biological process: proteolysis. Gene Ontology annotation, molecular function: protein binding; serine-type endopeptidase activity. The coding region runs from base 414 to 5324 and encodes 1636 amino acids. The transcript is spliced from 19 exons. NCBI's taxonomy places the organism in Eukaryota, Metazoa, Arthropoda, Insecta, Hemiptera, Phylloxeridae. The record is from RefSeq and is a predicted model, not a curated record.